Molecule: messenger RNA, 1046 nt
Organism: Ricinus communis (castor bean)
Lineage: Eukaryota; Viridiplantae; Streptophyta; Magnoliopsida; Malpighiales; Euphorbiaceae
Exons: 1
Coding region: 175-876 (233 amino acids)
Source: RefSeq, a predicted model, not a curated record
AAUACAUUAGUUUAGUACUUUGAGAAUUGAAUUCCUCUCACUUCCUUCUUCUCUUGCCGCCUUCCUCCUUCUCCUCCUCCUCCUCCCUCUUACAAUAAAAUCCUCUUCCUCUCCCUCCCCUUGUUAAUCCCUAAUCCCUUAACCCUAACCCUCGUUUAUCCUCUGCUCCCCCAGAUGGCAUCAAUCAGCAUUCGUUGCCAGCACACCUCUAAUUUCUUCUCUGGAAAUUAUUCUCCUCCGCCCGAUCGUAACAAUGCUCCUGUUGCUCCAUCCUCCCUGGCCAUCUCUCGCGAUUUUGAUGUUUCCAAAUGGAAAAGAUGGAGGAUUUGCUCUUCUGCAGCUUCAAUGAAAGCAAUCGAAAAGCACAGGGCCAUCGGCAGUGAUGACAAUAAUACCAGUACUCGUAAUAAUAAGGCAACGGUUGUUUAUGAGAAACUGGAUAAAUGGAUGCACAGCUCAGUGGCGGAGAUUGUCAAGAAUUUAAAAGAAGCGCCUUUGUUAGUUCACGUUUAUGAUAAAGAUGAAACGACGACGGCGUUGACGACCGAGAAAUCGGUACAGGUGGAAAACUGGGGUGCGGCCUUGGAAAAAUGGAAGAAAAAGGAGAUUCCUUUGCCUGAAGGAGUUAUAUUUGUAGAGCGAUUGGACGAAGAAGACGAAGAAGAAAAAGAGCAGAUCACAAGGGCAUGGGGGGUUGUUGUGCAAGGGAAAGAAGCAGAAUGUGGGCCUGUUUGCUACUUGUUAAAGACUAGCAGAGUUGCUGGGUCUGGGUUUGGAGGGAUGUGCUGUACUCAUUAUUGUUUGAUGAGAGUUCAGAGUUUUAGAGAGACUGCUUUGUCUCAGCUUAAGAAUUGUUGGUUGAUUCAAGGCCAAUGACAAACAAAAGGUUUCAUUCUUUUCAUAUUGAUGGUUGAUUACUUUACAUAAACCAAGCCAAAUUGGAGGUUAUUGUUGGUUUAUGAUGUAAAAAAACGAUUAUCAUACAAGCUGAUCAUUAGUCUAUUCUUUCAAAUCUCAAUUGUAAUGAAGUGAUCAUUUUUCAUCAA